Lasiodiplodia theobromae is the source of this 252-nucleotide messenger RNA. RefSeq names its product Vacuolar protein sorting-associated protein vps13. The transcript is spliced from 2 exons. The coding region runs from base 1 to 252 and encodes 83 amino acids. Lineage: Eukaryota; Fungi; Ascomycota; Dothideomycetes; Botryosphaeriales; Botryosphaeriaceae. The record is from RefSeq and is a predicted model, not a curated record.
AUGUUGGCCAUGCAAAUCUUCAACAAGGCUUCAGCUAUGAACAACAAUGGAGAUGAAAAAUUGCAGGGUCAGGAACCCAAGAAGAUCAAGAGUGGUACCAAGAGCACCAAUGCCAAAUCCACCGUUGCUUCCACCAAAAACAAGCAGACUGCGAAGACGGUUUCAACCCAACGUUCUAGCGCAGGCAAGGAAGUUGCAAAGGCUCAAGGUUCGGCGGUGGUCAAGAAGGAGGAGAUGAGGACUGGAGCGUGA